Messenger RNA from Dioscorea cayenensis subsp. rotundata (Guinea yam), 506 nucleotides. RefSeq names its product nuclear speckle RNA-binding protein B-like. The record is from RefSeq and is a predicted model, not a curated record. The transcript has a single exon. NCBI's taxonomy places the organism in Eukaryota, Viridiplantae, Streptophyta, Magnoliopsida, Dioscoreales, Dioscoreaceae. Gene Ontology annotation, cellular component: nucleus. The coding region runs from base 1 to 426 and encodes 141 amino acids.
AUGGAUAAAAAGAAGAUCUCCGACGAGGAACCCUGGGCGAAACGAGAGUCCGGAGAUCCUCGGCAAUCUUGUCUCAAGAUUAGUAGUGAAUCCUACAAGAUGAAGAAGCCGCCAGCUCAACGAAAGCCACCGGUGAUCAUCUACACGGUUCCACCGAAGGUCAUUCACACUGAACCAAGUAACUUCAUGUCAGUUGUGCAACGUCACACCGGCGUUUCUUCGUCUUCCAAUCCCGGUGGCCUUGCCAGCAAUAGGGAGAAUCAAGAGAGGCAUGGUGAUCAAGUAUAUGGUGGCACGACACAAAUGGAGAACGUAUUUGGAAACCUUAAUUCUAAUGACAAUAACAUGCCAGGCUUGUCAGCAAGUGAGAAUUAUCCUCCUUCAUUAGGAGAUGAGUGGGAUGCCUUAUAUCAGUUCAAAGACUAGUCAAAAUGGAACUCUGGUUUGAGUUUGAGUACUAGCUAAUUUAGUUAGGUAGGUCAAUAUACUUAUAUAUAUAUAUAUAU